Lolium rigidum is the source of this 1422-nucleotide messenger RNA. RefSeq names its product cytochrome P450 89A2-like. Gene Ontology annotation, cellular component: membrane. The coding region runs from base 1 to 1422 and encodes 473 amino acids. Gene Ontology annotation, molecular function: heme binding; oxidoreductase activity, acting on paired donors, with incorporation or reduction of molecular oxygen, NAD(P)H as one donor, and incorporation of one atom of oxygen; iron ion binding. Lineage: Eukaryota; Viridiplantae; Streptophyta; Magnoliopsida; Poales; Poaceae. The transcript has a single exon. The record is from RefSeq and is a predicted model, not a curated record.
AUGGGCAUGCUCCAUCCUUCCCCUGAGUUCAUAACGAGUGUGUGCUUUCUCCUGGUAGCCACCGCCGUGUUCCUGCGCCGUAGGGUGGUGCACGGCCACCGGCGCGGCUUGUCCAUCCAUGUGACAGACCGUGCGGUGGCGCACCGUGCCCUGCUAGAGCACAGCACCGCGUUCCUCAACCGCCCCAUUGGCGUUGUUCCCAGUAGCAUCCUCACGGGAGAACGCUACCCCAACAUCCAUGCGGCGCCCUACGGCCCCUACUGGCGCGCCGCCCGCCGCAACGUGGUUGCCGGCGUCCUCCACCCCUCCAGCCUCGGCCUACUUGGCGACAUCCGAGCCCGCGCGCUCAGUCGCCUGGUGGGUGACCUCAACUCCGGCGUCCUGCCUGCCGAGUGCCUCCAUUUCGCCGUCUACUCUGUCCUCGCGGAGAUGUGCUUCGGCGAGGAUGUGGUGUCGGAGCUAGGGGAGACCCGCCUCCGUGCCAUGCACAAGUUGCAGCGCGACGUGCUCCGCGCGCUGCCUUCCUUGGCGGUGUUGGUCAGGUACCCGAGGAUGGGCAAGCUCCUUUACCCUUCACGGUGGCGCCAGGUCCUGGCUUUCCGGCGGCAGCAAGACGAGGCGUUCCUGCCGAUCGUCGCCCAGGUGAAGCGUCGCUCGCACAAGAACAAGGACCCUAGCAGCUUCAAAUUCAAGACCUACGUGGAGUCCCUGGUGGACCUACGAAUCCGUGAAGACGACGGUGCCUGCAGGGCCGCCACCGAUGGCGAGCUCGUCAGCCUCAUCUCCGAGUUCCUCGGCGCCGGCACAGAGGCCACGGCUGCUGCGCUGCAAUGGACGAUGGCCAACCUCACCAAACGCCCCGACCUGCAGCAGAAGCUCCGCGCUGAGAUGGUCGCCGUCGCCACUGCCUGCGGCUGCGACGUCAUCGACGAGGUCGAGCUGUCGCGCAUGCCCUACCUCAGGGCCACCGUGCUCGAGAGCCUGCGGUGCCACCCGCCGAUUCCGUUUGUCAUGCGCCACAUGGAGAGCGAGGUGGCCGCCAAGGUGCUCGGCGUGACCGUGCCGGACCGCGGUGCCACGGUGAACUUCCUCGUGGGCAAGAUCGGGCGCGACGCCGCGACGUGGUCGGAUCCGACAGAGUUCAGGCCGGAGCGGUUCAUGUCCGGUACUAUCGACGCCGACCUCACUUGCACCAGGGACCUCACCAUGAUGCCAUUCGGAGCCGGGAGGCGCGCCUGCCCGGCGAUAGCGCCCGCCAUGCUUCACCUCCAGUACUUCGUGGCCAACCUGGUCAGGGAGUUCGAGUGGUGGGAGGCCGACGGAGACGACAAUGCGGUUGACCUCACUGAGUUCCGCGGCUUGUUCGUUACCAUCAUGAAGCGCCCGCUCCACGCGCGCCUCGUGCCUCGCCAUCCAGAAUAA